Messenger RNA from Silurus meridionalis, 2276 nucleotides. It is a transcript of the gene fbxl14a, whose product is annotated as F-box and leucine-rich repeat protein 14a. The coding region runs from base 518 to 1720 and encodes 400 amino acids. The record is from RefSeq and is a predicted model, not a curated record. Gene Ontology annotation, molecular function: protein binding. Gene Ontology annotation, biological process: SCF-dependent proteasomal ubiquitin-dependent protein catabolic process. The transcript has a single exon. Lineage: Eukaryota; Metazoa; Chordata; Actinopteri; Siluriformes; Siluridae. Gene Ontology annotation, cellular component: SCF ubiquitin ligase complex.
AGUGUAGGGCAGUAGUGUAGGGAGUGUGUACCGAUUUGAGCAAGCGGUAAUAAGAAUGGCUAGGAAGUAGCCGUGGAAAUUCCGCAUCGCUUAAAAAUAUUUAUAUUAUUUUAAUUUGGAGUACAGUGUGAGGGUGUACAUGUCCGUGGAGUUUUGGUACGACAGGAGUGUUUUAUGAUUAUAGAAUGAAACCAUAAGCCGUAUUUUAGGGAACAAAGACUCGGGCGUACAAAAGCGGUGCGAAGUGUGUGGCGGAUGUUGACGCUAGCCCGUUAGCUUAGCUUGUUAGAUCAACGUUCAUAUAUCCAGGUUGUACGAUACAUACACUUUCUCGCGUUCGGGAUCCUCUUUGUAUUGAGUGCGCAAGAAUUCGUAUGUUAUGGUCGACAGGAUAUAAAAAAAACAACAACAGCUGAUUGAUUUCUGAUCAUUCAAAAUAAAUGCUAGCUAGUAACCUGAGUUAGCUUAGCCAGUCGGCUAAUCUCGGAGAAGCGGCGGAGCUCGGCGGAGUGCUGACAUGGAGACACACAUUUCGAGCCUUUUCCCGGAGAUUUUAGCGAUGAUUUUCGGCUACCUGGACGUGAAAUGUAAAGGCAGGGUUGCGCAGGUGUGUGUGGCCUGGAGAGACGCUUCCUAUCACAAAUCGGUGUGGAGAGGAGUAGAAGCCAAACUCCACCUGAGGCGAGCAAACCCGUCCUUAUUCCCGAGCCUGCAGAGCCGAGGGAUCAAGAAAGUGCAGAUCCUGAGCCUCAGACGCAGCCUCAGCUAUGUCAUUCAGGGCAUGCCGAACAUCGAGAGCCUUAACCUGAGCGGAUGUUAUAAUCUGACAGACAACGGACUCGGACAUGCGUUUGUGCAGGACAUUCCUUGCUUGAGGAUCCUCAACCUCAGCCUCUGUAAGCAGAUAACAGACUCCAGCCUUGGCCGAAUUGCACAGUACCUAAAGAACUUGGAGUUUCUGGAGCUCGGUGGGUGUAGUAACAUCACCAACACCGGCUUGCUCCUUAUCGCAUGGGGCUUGCACCGGCUCAAGAGUCUGAACCUACGCAGCUGCAGGCAUGUCUCUGACGUGGGCAUCGGCCACCUGGCCGGCAUGACGCGCAGCGCCGCAGAAGGCUGCCUCGGCUUGGAGAAUCUCACUCUGCAGGACUGUCAGAAACUGACAGACUUGUCACUUAAGCACAUCUCAAAGGGCCUGGGCAAACUCAAAGUCCUGAACCUGAGCUUUUGCGGCGGCAUUUCAGACGCCGGAAUGAUCCACCUGUCGCACAUGACCCAGCUGUGGACUCUGAACUUGCGCUCGUGUGACAACAUUAGUGACACCGGGAUCAUGCACUUGUCCAUGGGCUCGCUCCGGCUUUUCGGGUUGGACGUUUCGUUCUGCGACAAAGUGGGAGACCAGAGCUUGGCCUACAUCGCCCAGGGACUUUAUCAGCUCAAGUCGCUCUCGCUGUGCUCCUGUCACAUCAGCGAUGAUGGAAUCAACAGGAUGGUGCGGCAGAUGCAUAAGCUGAAGACGCUGAACAUUGGACAGUGCGUGCGCAUCACGGACAAGGGCCUUGAGCUCAUCGCAGAUCAUCUGACUCAGCUGACUGGCAUCGAUCUGUACGGGUGCACCAAAAUCACCAAACGGGGACUGGAGCGGAUUACGCAGCUCCCGUGCCUUAAAGUGUUGAACUUGGGGCUUUGGGAGAUGACCGAGGGUGAAAGGGUUAGGUGAUACCUGAUCAGGCAUCACAACUUACACUUUGUACUACCUCAUUCAACAACAUUGUUCACCUUUGUUUAGUUUUUUUUAUUUGAAUUUUUUUUUUAUUUUACAAGAAAUGUGAAGGAACUUUUAAUUAGGUUAGUGUUAUGCAAUGCGAACACUGAACACCCUUUUUGUUAUAUUGUUUAAUAGUAUAUAUUUCUUAAAUGCUUUUUUUAUUAGUAAGUGAAUAGUAGAAUUAUUUUAGCGUGCAAGGCAGUUCUUUAAAAAAAAAAGAUAUUUUCUCACUCUCAGUUAGAUUAUACAGACAUUAUACUGAAUGCCUUAAAGUAUUACCAUCGUCAUGGGAGCUUUAGUACUGCUCUAGUAAUCAAUUAUGGAUCAGUGUUCAGAAUAAACUGGUUUUCCAUGCUUUUGACAGAAAAGUAUAACAUCUUCCUUAGUAAGGUGAACAUAUGCAAUUAAAACUGUGUAAAAAAAAAAUAUAUGGUCAAUUUAUUGGUAAGAUAAUGAUUGCAAUGUCUAUUUUCCUAUGCUAAAAAAAUUAAAAUUGUUUUUGAAAUUG